AGGUCUUCUUUAUUAUUAUUAUUACUAUUAUCCACUGCGCCUGCACAACGCACACCCCCCUCACAGAAUACGACCGACCAUCGUUGUGUGCGUUUCGCCUUUUUUUUGUUUUCCUUCGCGUGGACUUCUUCUUUGUUUGUGCAUAGUUUUGUUUUUUUCUUCUUUUCUUCCUCCUCUUUCUACUUCCCUCCCCGAAGCCGAGACUAGAUUUGUACAAGAAACAGCCGCUUCCCUCCGCUCCUACAGUUCAUCGCUCUGAGGACUUUUUUUUUUCUCUCCCCCCCCUUUGUUUCGUUCACGGUGCUCUGUGCGCAUCGCUAUUUCGGGGCUUUCUGGUAUCGUUCUCUUUUUUUGUUUUAUCUGGUGUGGUGUCGCCGUGCUGCCUCGUUGUGCCCACUCUAUAGACCUCUUUCUCUCAUCCCCCCCACCCCUCCUCAGCGAGAAGGAUUUAUAAGUAAAAAUACACAGAGAGAGAGACAAGAAGAGGCGACCAACAGCGCAAUCAGCAAAGAGUCUUUGCCAUCGACACAAUCUGUCUUUUUUGUUAUUGUGCGAGACGCACGAGCUGUCCGUUUGCAAUAGCAACACAUCAUGUCUUUUGCUGGUGCUUCGCGUCCCGCGCCGAGAGGUAGCGCGGGUGGCAGUGCUGCUGCUGGUGGCGGUGGCGUGCAAAGGACGUCGUCCGGCCUACGGCCGGCUGCCCAGCGGUCCGGUGCAACACCAUCCACAAACGGUGUCAGCAAGCCAAUGGACGCGCAACCUGGCAUGACGGGCGGCCCACAUAUGGGCCCGGCUGGUAUGGCUGCACCCCCUGGUGCUGGUGGUGGUGCUGCUGGUGCCAUGGUUCAGGGACAGGGGAAUCCGUACGACAACCCAAUGCACGGAGCAGGCGUCUCUGGCUACGGCAACAUGGCAGAGAAUUACAACGGCAAUGGUGGUGGGGGUGCCGGCGACAUGGGCGGCAUGAGCGGCUACGGCUCGAUGUACGGAAUGGGCGGUGGAAUGGGGCCGCAAAUGGGCUCUAUGUACGGCAUGGGCUCCCCAGCGGGCUCUAUGUAUGGCAUGGGCGGUGGAAUGGGUUCGAUGUACGGGAUGGGACCUCCGAUGGGCUCCAUGUAUGGGAUGGGACCUCCGAUGGGUUCGAUGUAUGGCAUGGGCGGCCCAAUGGGCUCCAUGUACGGCAUGGGCGGCCCGAUGGGCUCCACGUACGGGAUGGGACCUCCGAUGGGCUCGAUGUAUGGCAUGGGUGGCCCGAUGGGCUCCAUAUACGGCAUGGGCGGUGGAAUGGGUUCGAUGUACGGCAUGGCCCGCUCCAUGAGCUUCUCCUCCUACGGUGGCGGCAGCCUGUACGGCGGUAUGGGCGGCGGUUCCAUGAUGAACCUGGGCGGCAGCACGCGCAGCAUCAACGGGAUGUGGGGGACGGAGUACGGCUACAAGGUACGCAGCCGCCGUGACAACGACAUGCCGUCCAUGGCAAAGAUGCUGAAGGAUGACGAGGAGGUCGAGGAGCGGCAUCUCGUCACCGCCACGCAGAAGAUGCUCGAGAAGGAGGGCAAGGGGGAGAAGGAAAGGAAAGUGGACGCAGGGAAAAAAGACGAGCCGAAGAAGGAGGCGGGCAAGGAGGAGGCGAAGGACGGCAAGGCGAAGACCGCGUCGGGCAAAGAUGACGAGAAAGACGGCAAACGCGCCCUUGCUGUCAAGCCGGACGGCACAGACGCGAAGGGUGCGGCGGGGAGCGCGGAGGAUGUCCUGGACGACACCAACGCGAUCCGCAGCAUCGUCGUCGUCGAGGACGCGAAGAGCGACCGCGUGAAGGUGGAGGAGGCGGAGCCGGGCCACAAGGUCGUCAUACAAGGCACGGCCGGCAAGCCCGUGGAGUGCAGGGCGACGGACGUGUUGCUCGGGCCGGAGGCGGAUGUCGCGAAGUCGUCCGUGCUGAACAUGAUGGCCUCGCACGUGAAGAGCGGCCACAACGUCUGCCUCAUUGCCAUCGAUACCAAGGAGAAAUCAACGCCGCUUUUCACCUCCGCGACCACUGCGUUCUUCACCAAGUCGCUGGAGAGGCUUGGUGCGGAGGAUGUAUGGAAGGCCGCCUUCAGCGCGACAGCCAUCAGCGGCCCGAGCAAGUAUCGCGAUCUUCUAACCUCAGGCAACGCCGCGCCGGCGGACAUCGUCUUCGGCUCCAACCCGAUCUUCGGCCCCUGCAUCAUGGACGCCACACAGGUCGAGUUGGAGGCGGUGGCAGCGGUCGAUAAGCGUGUGAAGGAGGUGCUGGAAAAACAGGCGGACCCGCAGGAGAUGCUCUUUCUCCAGGCCGUCGUGCACAUCCACAGGGGCGAGGACCUCUUCCUCUGCUCCAUCAGCACCUUUGUGCUGCGCUCCAUCGAGGCGGCGGAGGCGGCGGCCGUCUUGGACGACCGACGCGUGCCAGUGCCGGUGAUGCGGACCGCCAUUGGCGGCGCCACUCGCACAGCCGUCAUUUCUUCCAUCACCGGCGCGCCGGACGACGCGGCAAAGGAGGGCGACGUGUUGCGCGUCGCCGCCUCCAUCGCGGCGAAGGAGAACUUGUCUCCCCGCAGCGGCAACGUGCCUCGCUUCAUCGAGUACACGGAGAAGCAAAUCGCCAAGAUCGAGAAGGACGCAUUGAGCCUGAGCGGGGAGGCGAAGGAGCGGCGCACGCACAUGGUGGAGAAGAUGCGCGCGAUGGCGAACGACGCGAAGGAGCUGCUCGCGAACCCUGCGGCGGCGGCGAAGGUGUACCCGAUCCACACGAAGAGCGCCGGCUCUUCGACGACGCCGGCGAAGGACGCCAACGCGGCUGCUGGGACUCGCGACCUGCCCUCUCCUGCACCGAAGAACGGUACGUCAACUGCAGCUGCAGCGGCGGCGGCUCGCCGUGUCCCUGCUGAUCCGCAACAACCCGUCGCCACGACGGCUGCUGCGGAUCCUACUGCUUCUGAUGCAGCUGCUGCGGCUGAUGCCCCCGUGUCCUCUACGCCAUUCUCCUCCAUUCACCGUCUCGUCUACAUGCAGGGGGCCACGGCGGCGUGGACCGGCAAAGUAGUCGAGGUGGUGGUCGGCAGCGAGACGAAAGCGUACGACGUUGACGAGUGCAUCGACUGCCCCGCCGGCGUCACUCCGCAGCCGCCGCUGGAGUCAAAGGAGCUGCAGCGCAUGUGCAGCAUCUUGCUGGGUGGCUCCAACGUCGCCGUGCUCGGGGCGGAGCAUCUGGCGCCCACCCAGCCCCAGGAGCAGAUGACGUGGAGGUACGUGAAGCACCUGCUGGCCGCGGUGCUCGCCCCGCCACCGACCACCUCCGAGAUGACGAAUGAGGUGUCCCUGCACAUGUCGGUGCUGCAUGAGCGCGACAUCACGGCGGAUCUCAUUUCGGGUAGCACCGAGCGGCGCCGCCUGGUAGUGGCCACCUCGCCGCUCUUUGGGCCGAUGGUGCACGAGUCGGCCGCUGUCAAGGUGCGAGAUCCUCAGAUGAUGCGGACCAUCGUGGACAAAGCCCUCGAGCUCGCCGCGUCCUGCAUGGAAAAGGAAGGCUCGCUGAUUGUCAUGACCGCGGUGCUGAAGCAGAUUGUGAAGGACGACGUGCGGGUCGCCUCCGUCUUUGCCGUGUCGGCGGCGGACAUGGCCCCCUACAAGGGUGUCAUCGAGCGCAACCCGAAGUACUCGCGCUCCCUUUUCACCUACGCGUUGGGCGGCCCCGCCUCCACCGCACUGCUCAUCAGCGCCUCCCACACGAUGGACCAAGCGGAGCUGGCUACCUCGCUCAGCGCACAACGCAGCAUCUCGCACAUGAAGGUGCCGGCGCCGCGCAACGGCAGCGUGAAGGAGUUCGUCCGUUACGCCCGCGACUCGCUCGAACGGCACCAGAAGCGCGCCGCCGCGAUAACCGACACUGCAGAGAGGGAGAAGACGACGAGCAGCAUGCGGCGCCUGGGGGACAGCCUAAAGGACCACGAGGAGCUGUUGGCGAACCCGCGCACGGUGGAGCCGCGCGCCUACCCGCCAGAUGUCACUGGUGCUCAACCCGACGCGGCGCCUCCGGCGUCCGAUGCGGUGGCGGCCGCUGCUGCGCAGACGUCCGUACAGGCCCCGGUGGAGCAGCGACGUACCACCCCGGUGCAGGCACAGCGUGCCGUGAAGGUGCAGCCGCGAGAAGAAAAGGAAGAGGAGCCCGUCAAGUCGGAGGCAAAGGCAGAGUCUGCGGAGGCUUCGCAAGACAAGCACAACACGCGCCCGGUGCAGUGCCUGGUUGUCAUCACACAGGAGACCCGUGAAGGACUGCAGACGAAGGAGGGUUGGUCCGUCGAAGGCGCCGGUAACGCUCUCACCGUCACGGACGUGGAGGGCGCGCACAAUUUCGCGGUGGACGAGGUGGCGCUGCGCAUGAACCGCAACACACCGAUUGAAUCGACGGUGCUGGAGGAGCUGCGCAACAAGUUUUUGGAAGGCCAGAACGUUGCCCUCGUCACGGCGGACACGCGGGGGUCGGCGUCGAGUUUGGAGGCGGUGGACCGCAGCGUGCGCGGCAUCCUCGCCAAGUUGCCCUCGACCAGCUCCCUCUACGUGGCGCUUUGUGCGCUGAAGGAGCAGACGAACAUGGUGCUGGAUACUCUGAAUGAGAAAGACGACUACAAGCCGAUGGAGAUCAGCACGUCGCCGCUCUUCGGCCCCGUCGUGGCCGACGCGUCGUUUCGCAAGGUGGCCACCUUGGAGGACUUCGUGCGAGUGAUGAACACGGGUCUGCGCAAGUGCGGGGAGAGCCGCGCCUGCGUGGUGCUGCAGCUGCUGCAGGUGGAGACGAAGCCGGCGGAGGCCGACGUGUGCGUGAACUCCUUCCUCGGCGUCAUGUGCCCGGGCGACAUCAGCGUGUACCGCCGCGCGCUCGACCAGCCGGUGAAGAAGCGCGGCAUCUUCUCCUUAGCCCUCGGCGGGUCGUGCCACACUGUCUUUAUGGCUGGACUCACGAAGAACCCAGCGGACGAGGGCUGUCUGCUGCUGCCGCGUCUCGCGCAGGCUUUCACGGCGUCGGUGCUGAACUUGAAACCGCGCGACAACAGCAUAAAGCGCUUCGUGGAACGCACGAAGGGCGCGGCUGCGCAGGUGCAGCAGAGUAUCGAGCGCGCCACGUCUGAGGAGGAGAAGGCAAAGAUGCAAGCGUACCUGGAGACGGUUCAGAACAUGAUUUCGACAAGCGAGGCGUACCUCGCGGACUCCGCAGACAAGAUCCCGCCAACGUACCCAAUGAACAACCGCCCCGAUCGCCGUGAGUUGUAG
Molecule: messenger RNA, 5289 nt
Organism: Leptomonas pyrrhocoris
Lineage: Eukaryota; Euglenozoa; Kinetoplastea; Trypanosomatida; Trypanosomatidae
Exons: 1
Coding region: 592-5289 (1565 amino acids)
Source: RefSeq, a predicted model, not a curated record